GAUUCAUAUCUGUCUACGAAACGUCAUGUCUAGUAUUCGGGAUACCAUACAAAAAGCUGUUUCCACCGUCACCUCGUCCGCAAAAAUUGCCGACUUGCAGUCUGACAUACAAGAACCCAAGUCAGGUCAAGCUUUAACAACAGACCACGGCGUUAAAGUAUCUGACACUGAUAACUGGCUCAAGGUGACAAAUGGCCGUGAUAACGGCCCUUCUCUCCUUGAAGAUCAGAUUGGUCGCGAGAAAAUUCAUCGCUUCGAUCACGAACGCAUUCCAGAACGUGUAGUGCAUGCACGCGGCGCCGGAGCUCAUGGAUACUUCAAGGUUUAUGAUGAUCGUGCUUCCAAGUACACAUAUGCGCCUGUUUUGACUGAUUCCUCGAGGUCCACCCCUGUUUUCAUUCGGUUUAGUACAGUUCAAGGAUCUCGUGGUAGCGCGGACACCGUUCGUGAUGUUCGUGGUUUUGCAAUCAAAUUCUUCACAGAUGAGGGAAAUUGGGACCUUGUUGGAAACGAUAUACCUGUCUUCUUCAUCCAGGACGCUAUCAAAUUCCCUGAUCUCGUACAUGCUGUUAAGCCAGAACCUCAUAAUGAAGUACCUCAAGGCCAAACCGCGCACAACAACUUCUGGGAUUUUAGUGGUUUACAACCGGAAACGGCCCAUAUGAUAAUGUGGGUUAUGUCCGAUCGUGGUGUACCACGGUCAUUCCGCAUGAUGCAAGGCUUCGGCGUAAACACAUACACCCUCCUCAAUGCCCAAGGGGAACGUCAUUUCGUGAAAUUCCAUUGGAUCCCUGAGCUUGGUGUACACAGUCUGAUGUGGGAUGAAGCUCUUAAAAUCGCCGGUCAGGAUCCCGAUUUCCACCGAAAAGAUCUUAAUGAAGCGAUUGAGAACGGUGCUUACCCGAAGUGGAAGCUUGCCAUUCAAACGCUCCCAGAGUCCAGAGAGCACGAGUUUGAGUUCGAUAUCUUGGAUGCAACCAAAGUGUGGCCUCAGGAACUGGUUCCUCUCGAGGAAAUUGGAGAACUUGUCCUCAACCGCGUUGUCGACGAAUUUUUCACUGAAACUGAGCAAGUUGCUUUUUGUACAAGCCACAUCGUUCCCGGUAUUGGUUUUAGUGACGAUCCCUUGCUGCAAGGGCGCAAUUUUUCUUACUUCGAUACUCAAAUUUCGAGACUAGGUGUCAAUUGGGAAGAACUACCCAUCAAUCGACCAGUAUGUCCAGUGUUGAACCAUAACCGCGAUGGGAAGAGUCGACAUCGCAUUGUUCAAAGUAGCGUCAAUUACUGGCCAAAUCGAAAGGAUAUUGGCCGACCGGUCAAACCUGAAGAAGGCGGAUAUGCAGAGUUCGCCCAACGCGUAGAAGGCAUAAAAAAACGAGUUCGUGGGGAGAAAUUCCAGGAGCACUACAGCCAGGCGCAGCUAUUCUAUAAUUCCCUUGCGCCAUACGAAAAGUCGCAUUUGAUCAACGCUAUCUCGUUUGAACUCAGUCACUGCGACGACCCAGCUGUCUACAAAUCCUACACUACCGUACUAAGCAACAUCGACUUCGAGCUCGCUAAAACUAUUGCGAUCAAGGUCGACGGGGUGUUGCCCGAGAAGCCUGGGCGGCCCAAUCACGGUCACACCAGUAAGGGUCUCUCUCAGUUGGAAUACGCGUCCAAGGAGCCCACCAUUGUAUCUAGGCGCAUCGCCAUUUUGAUCGCUGAUGGGUUCAAUGCUGUGGAAUUGCAAGCCGUUCGUGCCAUCCUGACAAGCGCUAAAGCCGUAUGCUACAUCAUCGGACCCCGGCGAAACAAAAUUCACCCUUCCGAGGCUCAGGAUAUUGGUGAAGGUGUUACGGCAGAUCACCACUUCGAAGGACAGCGAUCUACUUUGUUUGAUGCUAUCUAUAUUCCGUCUGGUGAAAAACACAUUAAAGAGCUCGCCAAUAAUGGCCGUGCAGUCCACUGGGUGAGAGAGGCGUUUGGACACUGCAAACCGAUUGGUGCCAUCGGCGAGGGCGUGGAUUUCUUGCGGGAUGUCGUAAGAUUACCAGAUGUUGAACUGUUCGCACCGCCUCGCGGUAGUGAUGAGGUUGUAUCAUCCUAUGGUGUUGUAACGACUGGAAGAUAUAGUGUAUCCUCCGCUGCAAGAGACACCCUCAAGAUAACACAGGACAGUAAAGGUUUCGCUGCCAACUUUGCAUAUCAAAUUAGCCAGCAUAGGUGUUACCAGCGUGAGAUGGAUGGAUUAGUUGAAAAAGUUGCGUUUUGAGUGCGGAGAUUUUGAUAUGCACCAGUUGUAAUUGGUUAGCUGCGCACUUGUACAAAUAUAAUGUGACCAAUUUUUAUG
Molecule: messenger RNA, 2332 nt
Organism: Serpula lacrymans var. lacrymans S7.9
Lineage: Eukaryota; Fungi; Basidiomycota; Agaricomycetes; Boletales; Serpulaceae
Exons: 7
Coding region: 26-2254 (742 amino acids)
Biological process (GO): hydrogen peroxide catabolic process; response to oxidative stress
Cellular component (GO): cytosol
Molecular function (GO): heme binding; catalase activity
Source: RefSeq, a predicted model, not a curated record